Messenger RNA from Auxenochlorella protothecoides, 2871 nucleotides. RefSeq names its product putative serine/threonine-protein kinase. The record is from RefSeq and is a predicted model, not a curated record. Gene Ontology annotation, biological process: protein phosphorylation; intracellular signal transduction. The coding region runs from base 1 to 2871 and encodes 956 amino acids. Lineage: Eukaryota; Viridiplantae; Chlorophyta; Trebouxiophyceae; Chlorellales; Chlorellaceae. Gene Ontology annotation, molecular function: protein serine/threonine kinase activity; ATP binding. The transcript has 14 exons. Gene Ontology annotation, cellular component: cytoplasm.
AUGGGUUGUGCUUGCUCAAAGAAUGAGAAUGCCGGGCCGCGAAACCUGCCCACCUUCGCCAGGGUAUCCAUCUUCAAGUCGCUGGCCGAGGCGGGCGAUGCCACCAUGCCCAGCCAGCGCAAGCUCGAGGCGUCGUCCAGCGACGACUCCCUGGCCCCCAUGGGCCAGGAGGGCGUCGAGGGACAGAGCCCUCCCCCACCCCCACGCCAGGAAGACUCCCCCGUCCUCCUGACGGGGGACUCCGAGGCCCUGCUGGCCAAGUCCCGGGGCAUCAAGCACACCUUCAGGCUUCGCGUGGGCGUGCUGGAGGGCGCUACUUUUCUGAACCAGUAUAUCGUGGUGGACACCCUGGGCCGCGGCUCCUACGGCCGAGUGAAGCUGUGCCUGAGCACGCAGGACGACGAGCUGUAUGCCAUCAAGGUGGUGAACCGGGCCCUGAUCGACGUGAUGCGGCGCCUGCGCCACCCCAAUCUGGUGCGUCUGCACGAGGUGAUCGAGGACGGGGCCAGCGGCAAGGUGCUCAUGGUCAUGGAGUACGCGGCGGCGGGGCAGCUGCUGGCGAAGGGCCAGCUGUCGCCCGAGCGGCGCAUGCCGGAGGUCAUCGCGCAGUACUACUUCCGCCAGAUGGCCGCGGGCAUGGCCUUCCUGCACGCCAACCAUGUGGUGCAUGGUGACAUGAAGCCCGACAACGUGCUGCUUUCGGGCGACUCCACCGUCAAGAUCGCCGACUUUGGGCAGGCCCACUUUUUCAGGAAACGGGACACCUUUAAUCGCACCCUGGGCACGCCGGCCUUUCUUGCCCCAGAGGUGUGUGCCGGGGAGACAUACCGAGGCCGGCAGGCCGACAUGUGGGCGCUGGGGAUCAGCCUGUACCUCUUCAUCUACGGGGAGAGUGAGACCGUGCUGGACCUGUACGACCAGAUCGCGGGGGGCAGCGUGCCCUACCCGGAGCACGUGCCGGUGUCCAUGGAGCUGCAGGACCUGUUCAGGAGGAUCCUGAACCCCGACCCCGCGGCCCGGCUGACGGCGGAGGAGAUGAUGGAGCACGCCUGGGUCAAGGGUGACUUCUGGGCAUCCCUGCUCUCCAGCUUCCAGCUGGCAGACGGCACCUGGGCCGCGCCGCCGGAGGUGCAUGCCAGCAUGCGCGCUGAGGACGUGGCGGCCAUCGUGUUCCCCUCGCCCUCGCCGCAGGGCGCUUCCCCCGUCGCCGGCACGUCGCCGCGGUCCGGGGCCGCGGCGCAGGUGAGUGGCCUGCAGCGCCUGCCGCACUGGGAGGACGGCCUGCGCACGCUGGAAGACGAGGGGCCCGACAUGUCAGCGGCGUCGCUGGAGGACGCCACGCAGAUGCCCUCGGCCGGGCUCCACGCCGCGGGGCCGGGCCGCACUCAGCCCGUGGCCAUCCUUCUGCCCCGGCGCCGCUCCGUCGCUUGGGACGCCAGCUGCGAGGACGGCGCGGGGCUGGGCGCCUUUGCCUUCACCCCGGGCACGGCGCGGGGGGAGGGCAUGGCCAGCAGCGGCAUGUUCCGGCGCUCAGUGGUGCUGCAGCCCGCCCAGGCCCAGCUCCCCUGCCCCAGCCCCUUCCAGAGCGCGCGCCUGUCGACGCUCAGCCCCUCCCCUCCCUUCCUGGGCCAGGCACCGGCCUCCCCUGGGCCGGGCUGGAGCCGGGGCGGGCUGGCGCGGCACGAGGAGGAGGAGGGCGCACCCUCGUCGGACCCGCGGUCCCGGCGGCGGCCGCUGGCACACACCCGCUCCAUGUCGGUGGACGGCGGGGAGGCUGGACCCGAGCCGCACCCCGCGCGGUCGCUGCGCCGCAGCUCCUCCCGAGCGCUGACGGCGGGGUCCAGCGGCAGGGAGCGGCGCACGCAGAGCCUGCGCGGUCCCAGCCCGGGGGCCGAGAGUGCCUCCAGCAGCGCCGCGGAGGGCAGCAGCCCGCGCGGCAGCCGCCCCUCCAGCAGACUGGCAAACCUGGCGCGGCUCUCGCACCGACUGGCCAGCGCCGUGCGAGGGGUCCAGGACAUCGAGGUCCUGCAUGUCGCGGCGGGGGAGAACCUUGGCACGUCGGACAACAUGACCUCGGUGCUCUACAUCGAGUCUGGGGAGCUUGAGAUCAGCUGGGAGGCGCGCCUGCCCUUCUCCCUCUCCGCCGUGCUGGGCCACGCGCUGCGCACCAAUGAGUCCUUCAGCCUGGACCAUGGGCUGUCGGGGCCCAUGGACUCCACCACCAUCGACAUGGACAUUGAGCAGCUGCAGACCGACGCGAGGAGCAUGACGCUGACGGGGACGGUGCGGGAGGCGGCGGAGCGCGCGGCGCUCCUGCUGCGCUCCGCCGCCGUGCCGGGCGCCAUGGACGACCUGCUCGUCACGCGGCGCGGCCCGCGCCAGUUCAUCGGCGCGCUGGGCAUGCUGGACCCCGCCUUCUACCACGACCGCUGGAAGGCCUCGGCCGUGGCGCUGACCCCCGUCACCCUUGUCCGCCUGACGGCCUGGGGCCUGGAGCGGUUCUUGGAGCAGAAUCCGCUGGUGCAAGUGCACCUGCGUGCCAGUAUUGCCCUGACCCAGGCGGAGGUCAUCAAGCUGGAGAGCUUGGAGAAGAUCGCGGAGUGCAUGCACACAACACGCCAGCGCACCGUCGAGAGGAGGCUGGAUGCUGAGGGUCCCAAACCAAACGAGAAGGCUGACUCCAAGAUCGAGGAAGUCGCAGGAACGGCGCCGGCCAACGUGGAGCAUGACGCCAUGCUCGACAGGUUCGCGGUGGUGCACUGGCUGCGGGACACCUUCAACACCCUGGGGCAGGAUGCCUUGAGCACGCUGGGGCUGACGUCGGAUCUGACGCCUGCAUUACGCUCCUCGAAAUCAAACACAAUGACGUAA